UCAAUAGUUUAAUAAUGUUUACUCUCUGGACGCUCAUCGAGGCCUCACUGUUGUGCCUCAAUGCCGUCUGUAUCCUGCACGAGGAGCGCUUUCUGGCAAAGUUUGGCUGGGGCCGGCAAGCAGGCCAGCAAGAUUUUGGAGCCCCCACGGCCAAGGACCAAGUGUUAAAUCUCAUUCGUUCCAUUCGCACAGUUGCCAAAAUUCCCUUGAUAUUUCUUAACAUAAUUGCGAUUAUAUUUAAGCUAUUGCUUGGUUAAUGACAUAAAUCUAUUGUAAAAAGUA
Drosophila persimilis is the source of this 282-nucleotide messenger RNA. Its product is annotated as immediate early response 3-interacting protein 1. Lineage: Eukaryota; Metazoa; Arthropoda; Insecta; Diptera; Drosophilidae. Gene Ontology annotation, cellular component: Golgi membrane; endoplasmic reticulum membrane; COPII-coated ER to Golgi transport vesicle. The transcript is spliced from 3 exons. The coding region runs from base 15 to 257 and encodes 80 amino acids. The record is from RefSeq and is a predicted model, not a curated record. Gene Ontology annotation, biological process: endoplasmic reticulum to Golgi vesicle-mediated transport.